AUGGUCAUUUUAGGACUUUUUAUUUCAGCAACACUUGAUAACGUUACAUCAUUAGCCCCAUCUGAUCCUUUCAAUUAUUAUUAUACAUUUAAGGUUCAAUGUACUUCAUGCAGAGAAACACAUUCUAAUCUGGUAAAAUUAUCUCGUAGUGAAACUGUUGAAAUCCCGCACAGUCGUGGAAAAGCAUCAUUUGUUUGGAAAUGUCGAUAUUGCCAAAGAGAAAAUUCUGCCAACAUUGAAGGAGAAAUGUCUGAGUAUAUGUUUGAAAUGUCACCUUCUAUAUCCCAUAUUAUUUCAUUUGAAUGCAGAGGCUGUGAAUUUAUAGAAUUUUAUCCAGAUGGUGAAUGGUCCUGCAAAGGUUUUGAAUCAGGAACCCCAUUUCAUGAAAUAAACUUAAAUGAAGGCGAAUGGUAUGACUAUGAUGAAAAAAGCCAGACUGAAGUAUCUAUUACGAACAUUAAAUGGGAAAUAAGAAGAGCAUAA
Molecule: messenger RNA, 483 nt
Organism: Pneumocystis jirovecii RU7
Lineage: Eukaryota; Fungi; Ascomycota; Pneumocystomycetes; Pneumocystales; Pneumocystaceae
Exons: 6
Coding region: 1-483 (160 amino acids)
Molecular function (GO): zinc ion binding
Source: RefSeq, a predicted model, not a curated record